Messenger RNA from Uranotaenia lowii, 1064 nucleotides. RefSeq lists its product as uncharacterized. The record is from RefSeq and is a predicted model, not a curated record. Bases 56 to 922 code for a protein of 288 amino acids. The transcript is spliced from 4 exons. Gene Ontology annotation, molecular function: zinc ion binding. Lineage: Eukaryota; Metazoa; Arthropoda; Insecta; Diptera; Culicidae.
UCGACCUUUGCCCUCAAUCUUCGCGAGUGAAGUGACAGAUUUUCCACAAACUAAAAUGAACAAUUUAAGUGUUAUAAGUGAAUCCCAUUUAGAGACCGAACCGGAACCUUCUAUAAGUCGGUUCCCCAGUAUACCGGAAACGGAUCCACAGCCAGGGGUGGCACACGUGAGAAUCUGCGAACGCUGCGGUGGACCGGAUGCUAGGCACGUUUGUUCCGAUGCCGCAUGUCUGAAAAGGUACUGCAAACGGUGCAUCACCCAGUACAGUGAGGUGGGGGAAGUGAUCUGCUGCAAAAAGUUACGGGUUCGAAAUGUUCGAAUUUUUACGAACGUUGGACCAGCCUUUCGGCAACUUCGAUACAUGGUACUUAAGAAUCAACAGGCGCCGCAAUGCUGCUGGCUGCAUCCGGAGGAACUGUACAAAAUGUUCUGCAUGGAGUGCGAAAUGGGAGUUUGUGUCGUUUGUGCCUUCAAGAAAGAUGGGGACCACGUGGAUCAUAAAGAGGAUAUUUUACUUCUUGAUGAUGCUUUUGCCAAACUUAAACCGGCGCUGAGAGAUCUGAGAUCGAGAAUCCGACAUUACAACAAGGCAAUCAAAAUAUGUCUGGAUCGGUACAUCGAAGGCUCUGCAGAGAAACGAGCCGAACUGAGAGAAACUCUGAUCAACCAUAAAGACGUUCUGCAUUCGUAUUACGUCAAAGCCGAGACGAUACUGAUCGCGGAGAUCAAGACCGCUGAUAUUGUUCUCCAAGCAUCCGUGAUUGUUGGUUCGGGAGAUAAAUUCAUCCGGGAGUUGCUGAAAAUCAAACAAAUCAAGGUUGUUCAAGAGGAUUUGAAUCAGUUAAACGGACCUUGUGAUGGCUUUCAUGCAUUCAAGAACAUUCUUCUCAAAAUGUCUAUGAGAGGAGAGAGUAGCUGUUGAACCCAUAACAAACAUAAUAUUGAAUAAGCUGAUCAUCAGGCAAAAGUAAGGAGUAAUAUCAAGUAUUUUCAAGAACGGAUUUAAAUUAAAAAAAAAAAAAAAGUCAUUUGGCAAGAAAAUAAAAAAAAAUUGAUUUUCCGAA